UAGCAGUGGCACAGCUAGCUACGGUUGCGAUAGAUUUCGUCUCAUAACCAGUAACACUGUACGACCCAGUUAUUUCCGCUGCCGCUACUGCUACUGGUACUACUACUGCUACUGCUGCUGCUGUUGCAACUGCUGCUGCUGUUACUACUGCUGCUGCUGCUGCUUCUGCUGCUACCGCUGCUACUGCUGCUGGUGUUGCUGACACAGGCUUGGUAGUGAUGGAGGGCAACUAUGAUUGCAUCGUGGUCGGGGCAGGCAUCGAAGGAUCGGGGGCGGCUUUCCAGCUCGCCCGCAUGGGAGUGAGCACAGUGCUGCUAGAGCAGUUUCCGCUGCCGCACAGCCGCGGGAGCUCCAGCGGGCCGUCUCGCAUCAUCAGGCGAGCCUACACUCACAAGUUCUACGCUGAGAUGAUGGAUGAGGCAUACGACUGGUGGCAUCGAAUCGCCGCUGAGACGGACACCGCGCUCUACAAAAAGUGCGGCAUGCUCACCAUCUCAGAUGACGAUCACGAGAUCCAGGGGACAAAAAAACAUGGAGGAUUUAAACAUGCCGUACGAGAUACAUACACUGCGAUAGAGGAUAACUACAAGGGUGUCUACGAUCCGGAUGCCGGAACACUGAUGGCCGACAAGUGUCUACGCUGUUUACAGUGUGCAGACGGUGCGAGUGAACGUGUGCCCUACUGGCGGGAGAAGCGUCCAGGAGACCUACCACUUCAGCCGGUGUCCUGUGAUGUGCGACUUCCAACGAUCUCAUCCGGUAACUACUUGUUGGUUAUCUACCAAGCGGACGAGUAUCCACGGUCACGUUCAGAACUUGGCAGGCACAUCGGUAACGUCGUUGACCCGGAUAAUCGUGACGAGGCAGCUCAGCAUAUCAUACCGGCUCAGUUGGCCGUGCUAACCGAUUAUGUUAGCAAAUACAUACCGGGCCUGGACGCAGCCGACGGGCCCGCCAUAUUGGAAACGUGCAUGUACACGGUGACGCCAGAUGAGGUCUGCAUCAUAGACAGACACCCGCAGCACCCUAAUGUGAUUUUCGCCGCUGGAUUCUCCGGUACUGGGUUUAAGCUGGCUCCGGUACUAGGAAAAGUGCUGGCGGAGAUGGUGUUGGGAUGCAAGACCUCCUACGAUACGACUCCAUUCAGCAUGCGGAGAUUCCAGGCGAAGUCACGGCUAUAAACAACGCGCUCGACCAGAAUGUGAUAUACUGAUUACUGAUUAAUGAUAAAUCAGUGGUGAUCGUCUUAACAAUCAUGUUAUUUUAAUUUUAAUUAGUAAGAUCUAUUACUAAUCCCUAUUUAGAAGUAACUGUAGUAAAGGUGUGCUGUUAAAGUUGAGGAUUUUUCAGCGGGAUGCUAUUUUUCGAGUAUACACUAAUGCGGCAUUCACACAGUGCCGAUUAUGGCUCCCGUUUGAGAUCAAACAGCGCUACGACACGAAAAGUGAAAAAGUCGGAUUAUUAUCCUCAAUGAUCUGGAAUGUCCUAUCAGUGUCUGAACGCAGUCGUAUACGUUCGUAACAAAGUCCUACGGAUCGGGAAUGAUCCGGAGAGGUCGGCCCAGCACUCCCGGCAGUUAGGUGCGUCCCGUAACAUUCGGGAAACUCGGCCGAUUUUGUCUAGUCGGAUUACAAUCGUGACUAUGUCGUGACAGAUUCUGCUCUAUCGGAUCAAAAUCGUAACAAUGUUCUGUGUUGUCUGGACGGUGUCUGAACGGUGUCUGGACGGUGUCCUGUGGAUCAGGAGGCUGUCGUGAUGAACGGGCAUGAUCUGGAGAAAUUUUUCAUUGCCGUUUCUUGUCGAUUAAGUCCAGAUUACGUCCAGAUCUAACGGAUGUCUUCCAUCAGCGUCGGUUCACUGUCGGGUCACUGUCUGAUCUCUGUGGGAUCGCAUUCGGGAGAAUCGGGACGCUGUCGGGACAGAUUUGGUCGUUUUUUACCAUGCGAAAGAUACAAAUCGGAUCAGAAUCGGAUUCAGAACUGGAGAAUCGGGACGAAUUCGGCUGGAAACGGCUGAAUCGGGACGCUUCCUGAACAAUAUCUGAUUGUUGUCGUGAUUAAAUAAAUUUUUAUUAAAGUUUGAAUUUCCCGCCACGAAUCACAGGAUCUUGAUCAGACUUUUGACAAAUUUUAAUCGGGAAUAGUCCUAUCAAGGACGGCAGUAAAAAUCCUGAAUGUGUGAUUGAACCUUAAAGGCUCAGUCACACAUUCAGGAUUCAAAAAUUAGGGAUGUAAUCACGCGCCGACAUAACGCCUGUAGCUGUGUAGAUAGAUGUACGGCUAAGUAGGGAUGUACGCUAAGUAUAUGUAUACGCCGGAUGCGCGGCGGCAGCAUGUUUAUUAUGUAAAAUGUCCCCUGAUGGCGAUAGG
This is a messenger RNA of Priapulus caudatus, 2369 nucleotides long. Its product is annotated as peroxisomal sarcosine oxidase-like. The coding region runs from base 219 to 1181 and encodes 320 amino acids. The transcript has 8 exons. NCBI's taxonomy places the organism in Eukaryota, Metazoa, Priapulida, Priapulimorpha, Priapulimorphida, Priapulidae. Gene Ontology annotation, cellular component: peroxisome. Gene Ontology annotation, molecular function: L-pipecolate oxidase activity; sarcosine oxidase activity; flavin adenine dinucleotide binding. The record is from RefSeq and is a predicted model, not a curated record.